Molecule: messenger RNA, 874 nt
Organism: Entrophospora candida
Lineage: Eukaryota; Fungi; Glomeromycota; Glomeromycetes; Entrophosporales; Entrophosporaceae
Source: the annotation of a GenBank genome assembly
AUGGCUAUAAUUGAAAGCACAACCGUGUAUUUGGUUGUCGCGACAUUCCUUAUCGGCUAUUAUACUUAUAAAUGGAUAAUUUAUCCAUUAUAUUUAUCUCCUUUAUCUAAAAUUCCUGGUCCUCGUCCUGACCAUUUUCUGUUGGGAAGUUUCUUGGAAAUUAUUAAACCUACGGGUGGGGUUCAUUGGGCAGAAAAAUAUGGCAAUGUAUAUAGGUGUUAUGGAUUAUUCAAUGAACCAAGGGUUUAUAUUCUUGAUGAAAAAAAUAUUCAAAAAGUACUUGUUAAUGGUGCAUAUACUAAAUUUGGUAGAAGAAAGAAAUUUGUAGAAUAUUUAAAGAAGAUUGUUGGAGAUGGUAUUUUGUUGGUAGAUGGUGAUGUACACAAGAAACAACGUAGAUUAAUGAGUCCAUUGUUCGGUAAUCAUAGUAUUAGGGAUAUGAUUCCAGCAUUUACAAGGGUUUCUAAUACAUUGAAAGAUCUAUGGAAAGAUGAAAUAAAGAAUAGUCAAAAUGUUAAUAAUGACAUUGAUAAAAAAUGUGCAAUAAUUGAUGUUGGUCAUUAUAUGGGAAGAGCAUCUUUGGAUGUUAUUGGCAUAGUUGGGUUUGAUUCUGAAAUAAAUUCUUUGAUAAAAUCAUCAAGUCUUGCUGACUCACUAAGCACUCUUUUUGAUCACAAAUAUGGGUCUGCAUUUAAUUUAUUAUCACUUUCUUUACCCAUAUUGAGAUCGCUGCCAUUAAAAAUAAAUCAUGAUACCCAAAAUGCUUCAAUUGAAAUUGAAAAAAUUACAAGGAAAUUGGUUCAAGAUAAAUUUGAUAAAUUGAAAAAAGGUAAAUUGGAUAGCAAUGAUUUGAUAAGUGUUUUGGUGAAAGCUA